Geodia barretti is the source of this 594-nucleotide messenger RNA. The record is from the annotation of a GenBank genome assembly. NCBI's taxonomy places the organism in Eukaryota, Metazoa, Porifera, Demospongiae, Tetractinellida, Geodiidae.
AUGACCCAGGUGUUCAGUGACGCCGGACAUGUGGUGCCAGUAACCAUCAUCGAGGCGGGUCCGUGCUCGGUGACGCAAAUCCGUACCGUUGAAAAAGACGGAUACGAAUCUGUGCAGCUUGGUUUCGGCAGGGUUCGCAAGCCCAACAAACCCGAAAGCGGCCACCUCAAGGGCAGUCAGAUCGGGCGCAGGCUUGAAGAAGUAGCGGCCAGCGACAUCGCGGAAUAUGAAAUCGGUCAACUGGUAACCGUGGAUAUGUUCGAGCCCGGUGAUAUUGUAGACAUCAUCGGAAAGUCCAAGGGUAAGGGAUUUGCCGGUACGAUGAAACGCCACGGUUUCGCCGGCGGUCCCCGCACUCACGGCCAAUCCGACCGGCAGCGCGCACCUGGCUCCAUUGGCGGAGGGACCACCCCCGGCAAGGUGUUCAAAGGCCUCAAGAUGUCCGGACACAUGGGUAACCGCAGAGUAACGUGUAAGGGUCUGGAAGUGGUACGCGUAGAUACAGAACGGAAUCUCCUGAUGGUCAAAGGCGGCGUGCCCGGGGCUCCCAACAGUUCAGUGACUAUUCGCAAAACCGGCAAGAGCCGAGCCUGA